Messenger RNA from Helianthus annuus (common sunflower), 2322 nucleotides. RefSeq lists its product as uncharacterized. The record is from RefSeq and is a predicted model, not a curated record. The coding region runs from base 1 to 2322 and encodes 773 amino acids. The transcript has a single exon. NCBI's taxonomy places the organism in Eukaryota, Viridiplantae, Streptophyta, Magnoliopsida, Asterales, Asteraceae.
AUGAGCCCAGACGAUUUUUCAUAUGAUAGAUGUCACAGCAUUGUGUCCCUUUUACAAGAUUCUCAAAAAGAAUUAGGUAAAAUCAUCGGCAAUGAUGAUAUCUACCAAUUGUUUUUUUCUUGUGAGAAGGCGAAGGACACCGAAAGCAGUGACAAAUUUAGUAAACCUAUGCUGUGGAUUGGGAUCUACAUUGCAGUGGCGUCUUUUUUCUGCAUCCUUGCCAUGGCUGCCGAUUUGUUGCAUGGUUUCUGGAAUAAAAAAAUUUGGUUUCCAUGUAAGUACUUCUCCCUUAAUGCGGCAUCCAUCACUGUGAUAACCGUCACAAUGAAAAUACAGGUCGAUCUUAGUAGUGGGAUGCUAAGUUACGAGGACCAAAUAACCAAGGUAGGAGGUUUGGCUUUCAUGUGCAUAAUGAUGGCCAACUUGAUGCCUUCGUUGGCGUCUAUGGACAACAAGACACUGCUAGCAAACAUAAUAGGUUUGUGUAUUUUUGUUAUCACCGUGAUUGUGAAUAUUUGCAUUCAGAUAAAUACUGGUGUUAUUAACGAUUAUCCUUUAGGCAGCGAAGGCGAUAGUUUUCACUUUAAGUUUGUUAUGGUUGCAUACAUCUAUAUGGCUAUUAUUUUCCUAUUACUAAUAAUGAUGAUUUCUUCAUCUGUAACAAUUCCAACCUCUAAGGAAAUUUUGGAAUCCAAGUAUCAAGCCACAAACAAAAUAUCUUUAACUCAUCAACGAUUACAACAUACCCAAAUGUCUAGAGUUGAGAAACUAAGACACCAUGUGAGAAGGUAUUGGGUCAUGGCAGAAACAAGCAGCCCUCAGUUUGGGAUGGCUAAUAACCCAUUAUCCACUGCUUCCGGUGUAAUUUGUGUAAUUGUUUUGGUCAUCAACUUGCCUCUGUUGAACAAGUAUCUGUUUAGCUUUAGCAGUAUUUACACACUACUGCAUUUUCUUACGAGCCUAGGCGGAUCGCCCUACAAGUGGUCAACAAUUGUCAUUUGUGAAACACAGUCCAUCGGAGUUGUGGUGGGGAGCGUUGCUCCUAUAUGUAGGUGUUUUUCAGUUUUCAGCUUCAAGUUGGGCACUAAAUGGAACAAGAACGAUUUCAUGUUUUUUAAAGUAGAGAAGUACUGGACCCAAAAGUUGCAUGAGUGGAAACAAAGCCCUGUAACUUUUCUACCAAGCAGUCGAAGAUUAAGAAGUCUAAUCUAUAAUUCAAAAGGUAUCAUUCUAAGCCUUUGCAUUGGAAUUCAAAAGGCGACUGUCAUAUUGUGCAAGGUUACAUGGCUUUUAGUGAUAGUUGCUUCAAUAUUUGUGGUAAGUUGUUUUUAUCGUUGGAAUUCUUUGAAGGCAAGGUGGUUUGCUCCGCCCAUCGCCUCAAGAACAGGCGACAUAGAUGAAGAUCUCAGCAAUUAUGUCUUACAAAUCGACAAUGAGAGAGAGCUUGCUGAAAAAACACUGAAGGGCAUUACAAAAUCCGUGAAUUCUUUUAUAUCUAAGGCUGAGAAGGAACAAAGCAUCAAUCUUUUAGAGCUUCUCGAGAAAUCUACCGGAUUCGAAGGAGUAGAGAUCUUUGACAGUCUUCAUGUUCAACCUUUGUUUCCUGCUGAACUUGUCAAUAGUUGGAGCUUACCAAUAGUAACCUUAACAUGCCUUGCUGUUGCUCUCCCAAAUAUUCAUCACGACGAAGCUGAGAGCUUGUUAACAAGUGUUGCUGAAGGUCUUUCAGUCACCCAUCUGGUGGAAGAAAGCCUCAAUACGGCAAAUGAUUAUGUAAAUAUGCGGAAGACGACUCUGAUCUUAUGGCAUGAGGUCGAAAACAGUUGCAAGUGGUUGGACAAUCCUCUAAAAAGAAAUGCCUUUAAAGGGCAAACAACAACAGAGAUUAUUAAAUGGUUUUCUGAUCAAGCUAAAGAAAUUGUCAUACGAAGUAACGAAUAUAGCAAUGGAGACAUGGUGGAGAACCCACCUACGAUGUUGAUUGCUGCCAAUUCAAUGUACCGAGUCACACAAACGAUCUUGCUAAGAUUUCCAUGCAACAUAGAACCAAUUACCAACAAGCAGUUGUUUGACCAUUUAAAUGGCAUGAUCGCAGACAUAUUCUCUGCUUGCUUCACCAACAUACCGCGAGUCAUAAGAAUGAGAUGCCACGAAAGUGUGAUAGAGAAAAGAGAGGCAAGUGUGAAGGUUGCAGCAAAGCUUCUUGGUAAGACUACAAAGAUAAUAGAAAGACUAGAGACUCGUGACGUUCCAACCAUAGAGGAAGACAAGAAGGCAUAUCUUGAUGAGUGGCGCCUUUACUUUCAGCAAUCUAUCCCUUAA